Molecule: messenger RNA, 772 nt
Organism: Arabidopsis arenosa
Lineage: Eukaryota; Viridiplantae; Streptophyta; Magnoliopsida; Brassicales; Brassicaceae
Source: the annotation of a GenBank genome assembly
CUCCUUUGAGUCUUUCCAUCUGUGAAUCCGUGUAUUCGAGUCAGUUCUGGUUUAUCUGCAAGAUGCUCCAAGAGCAGCCAGUUGUGUUGUCCUUUCGGCGUAACUCAUUUAGACGCCGGUCCAUGAAAACGGGUGUUGACAGAGACGACAGGGGCUGGACUCAGCUCCACAUCAAAGCUUGUAAAGGCGAUCUCAGAGCUGUUAAAGAGCUUCUUGACCAAGGAGCUGACGUGAACGCUUUAGCGUGUGGGCCUAAAUCAAAAGGAAUGACUCCUCUUCACCUUGCAGCCAAAGGAGGUCACAUCGAAGUCAUGGACUUGCUUCUUGAACGUGGAGCCAAUAUUGAAGCUAGAACCUGGGGUUCUUGCGGCUGGACUCCUCUCCAUGCUGCAGCUAAAGAACGGAAGAGAGAAGCUGUCAAGUUUCUUGUGGAGAAUGGAGCUUUCUUACCCGAUGAUAUAACUGACUGUAGAUUCAACCCGCCGGUUCAGUACUGUCACGGCUUGGAAUGGGCUUACGAGGAGAGGAAGAAACUCAGUGGAGAGACUUCUUCUUCAUCUUGUGGAGACACUUCUUGCAGUUCUGAGAAUUGAUUCAUGUUUCUUGCAGUAGCCCCUGCUGUCUCAAACACUCUUAUGUGUGAUAUCUUGAACCGUUGAUUUGGUUGAUUGGUUUGAGAUGUAAACCAUCACCUGUUUUUUUAUCUCGCUUUUGGUUUGAAUAUGUACUAUCCGGGUUUGAUGCCGUUUGCUCAUAAAUUGAAGAAAACACA